Molecule: messenger RNA, 7262 nt
Organism: Mya arenaria
Lineage: Eukaryota; Metazoa; Mollusca; Bivalvia; Myida; Myidae
Exons: 10
Coding region: 170-3826 (1218 amino acids)
Molecular function (GO): zinc ion binding; protein binding
Source: RefSeq, a predicted model, not a curated record
CACUGCAUUGUGGAGUAAGAAAGGAAGGAUUUAAAAACUGCUCUUCACGGCAUAUAAAGUAGGCCUGCAAUUGUCGCACACUGCAUUGUGGAGUAAGAAAGGAAGGAUUUAAAAACUGCUCUUCACGAUGGCGAGGUAGAACUUAGCCCGCUUCUUCUCGGCAAUCACCAUGGCAACGCAAGGAGAGGAUGAAGACAAAGACAUAACCACAAUUGAAGACGAUAUUUCAGUGACCUCAAGUUUCACUUACCGUUCUAAGGCGGUUAUCCCAUCAUUUAUCGAAACUACAGAACAACACAGUGAUCACUCGACUCAGAAAAAUGACGAUCAAAUCCAAACAGGAGGCAAGGUCAGUCCGGUUAUAGAUGCAGCAACAUCAGAUAUGUCAGUUAUAAACUCUUUGAACGAGGAUGCAUCGGACAGUGUUAAAACUGAACGAUUAGAAACUGAAUCUCAGACCGAAAUCAACGAAAUAAUUCAAACAGGUCCUACAGCGUUCAAUACUUCAGACAUACGAUGUGAGCCAUGCUUUGCUGCAAAGAAUGCGCAAAAGUCGCCCACAGGCUAUUGUAAAGAAUGCGAAGAGUUCCUUUGCGAUUCAUGCCAGAAAAAACACCCGAUGUUCCGAAUGUUUAAGGAUCAUAAAAUUAUACCAGCUCAGGAAGCCGUUGCCAUACAACUUGAGCCCUCUAAAAUGUGCGAACAAUGUGCUGUACUAGAUAUUUCAAAGGAAGCGAAACAUGUUUGUCCCAAUUGCGAAGAUUUAUUAUUAUGCGAAACAUGUGCCCAGUGUCAUCGUGCUUUGAAAAGUACAAAAACGCACGUUUUAAAAGAUGUAUCAACUUUCUUCACAGAUAAAGAAAAGAAGGACAUUUAUUGUGACCCUUGUAAAAUGGAAGACGUUGCUUCUGUUGCUUGCAUGUUUUGUCCAGAUUGUGAGAAUGAAGCUAUGUGCGAACAAUGCAGUAAAAUGCAUUGCGCACUAAAGAAGACGAGAAUGCAUAAGCUUUUUGAUAUCAGCGAACUUAUUUCGAACAAAACAGAAUCCGAAGGAAAACACAGUGAACCAACAGCAAAUCUCUUUUGCGAGAUGUGCGAGGUUCAGGGGGAAAAGGUUGGCGCUGUCGCAAUAUGUGAUGAUUGUGGAGAAUAUCCAAUCUGCUCGGACUGCCGCGAAGUACACUAUCAUCGAAAGGCGACACGAUAUCACAAAUUGAGAGAUAUCAAGCCCCUAGAUAGUAUCGAGAAUACAUUGCCGAUGAAUCGCAAAUAUUGCGAGCCUUGUUUAGAUCAACAAAAAUGCAAUUCAAUGAAAGGAUUCUGUCUUUAUUGCGAGCAAUUUCUUUGUAAAGAAUGUAUUCAUCGACAUGGACUACAGUCAAUAACUCAAGAUCACACUAUAAAAAUGAAAAACAAAUCAAUACAAGCGACAACUCCUCAAUAUUGCGAUUUCUGUCAAAUUGAAGGGUUGCAAAAAAAAGCGGAUGCAAAAUGUCAAGAUUGUGAUGAAUUGUUAUGUAGUGAUUGCCUACGCUACCAUAAAAUUCAAAAGAUUACAAAAGAUCAUAAUGUUGUGACGAUACAAGAUGCUUCAAAAGAUAAAGAUACGCCUGAAACGAUGUAUUGUGAUAAUUGUAAAUUUGAAGACAAAGAUGAAGUUGCGGUUGCGGUCUGCAUACAUUGCGAUGAGUCGGCACUUUGUGAGAAAUGCGUUUCCUAUCACAAAAAACAGAAGGUUACCCGUGGACACAUACUUAAUAUUAUAAAAUCUCCAAGAACACUGCAAGAAACGAGUUCCUUUGAUGACAAAAUGGAAGAAAAAAAGACCUCGGAAAAGCUUGAAACGACUUGCCAGAAAUCUAGGGAUAUUUAUGAACAGCCAGGACAGCCCUUUGUUACCAAGAUAGGAUCGGAUGCUCUUACGCUCUCGUGGACAAAGCCAAAACGAUUCGGAUCGAACGAUUGUUUCCAAGUGUCUUUAAUGGAUGUGCGCCAGAAUAAAUGGCAUGUCCACAUUGAAUAUAUCACAGGAGAUAACGUCGAUGUUUCUGGUCUUCAGUCAGGAUCAAAAUACAAAUUCAAAGUACGUACAGUCUACGCCGAUGGCGAUGGGCCCUAUAGCGUUGACAGCGAAGUGAUAGAAACAAAGAGAUCUCCAGCUUCCUCGAUUAUAAACUUCGCCUGCCGUCUCGGAGAUGAGCUAGAUAUACCACAGUCCUAUGUUUUGCCAUUAACUGAACUGAGGCGUGCGAGAAACACAGAAGUCAAGACACGGAGGUUUGAAGUCGGCCAUCGACCAAAACUGCACAUGAAGGACAAAACAAUAAUAUUACUAGGCGAGACUGGUACAGGAAAGAGCACUCUUGUUGAUGGAAUGGCCAAUUACGUUCUUGGUGUACACUGGGAAGAUCCGUAUCGUCUCAAACUCAUUAAUUUGGAAGACGAAGAAAGGACCAAAAUGGGAAACCAGGCUAUGUCUCAAACGGAGUGGAUUACAUGCUACACAAUUCACCCAAUGGAAGGCAGUAGAUUCCCACAUACACUAAACAUCAUAGAUACCCCCGGAUUCGGAGACACGAGGGGUCUAGAGAGAGACGAAGAAGUCGUUCAGCAGAUGAGAACCCUCUUUUCAUCUAAAGAACCUGCAGGUGUUGCGACAUUAGAUGCUGUGUGUUUCUUAAUCAAAGCUCCAGACGCAAGACUGACGCCUAUGCAAAGCUAUAUUUUCCAGGCCGUAAUGUCCUUAUUUGGAAAGGAUAUAGCAGAAAACAUUUGCUCAUUGAUUACAUUUGCAGACGGAAUGGAUCCACCCGUUUUGUCUGCCCUGAAAGAAUCGGGUCUGCCGUUUGGAACACACUUCAAUUUCAACAAUUCUGGUCUAUUUGCGAACAAUACCAACAAUGAUUGCGGAAGUCUUGCACCAAUGUUUUGGAAAAUGGGAAUGGCAAGUUUUGAUCGAUUUUUCGCAUAUCUCGAUACCCUGCCAACAAAAAGUCUGCAACUUACUAGUGAUGUAUUACAAGAAAGGAAUCGGGUGGAAAUCACCGUGAAGAAUUUACAGCAAAAGCUUGAAAUUGGUCUGAUGAAAAUUGACGAACUCAAAACAGAAAUGAAAAUAUUUGACGAAAACAAAAAUUCAAUCAAAGACAACAAGAAUUUUAAGUACACGGUCACGGUUAUGCAACAGAGAAAAAAAGAUUUACCUUCAGGCCUACAUGUUACGAACUGUUUAAACUGUAACUUUACCUGUCAUAAUAAUUGCCGUAUAGCGGACGAUGAGAAAAAGUACAAAUGUUCGGCAAUGCAGCGCGACGUUGGUACGUGCAAAUAUUGUCCAGAAAACUGUCACUGGAAAUAUCACAAAAACAGUUCAUACGUGUUUGAUUACGUUCCAGUUAAAGAAGAAAAAACGUACGCAGAAAUGCAAAAAAAAUAUGAAGACGCAUCAGGAAAACUUCCUACACAGAAACUUGUUUUAGAAAAGAUGCAAAUAGAAUUGAAUGGAAUGGUGGACACUGUCGAAGAAAUGAUGGACAUUGUGAGGCACAGCAAUAUGCGCUUGGCCGAAAUCGCACUGCGUCCGAAUCCUCUUACUAUGGUUGAACAUAUUGAUUUAAUAAUUGAAAACGAGAAAAUGCAACACAAUCCAGGGUGGAUGAAAAGAAUUCAUACCUUGAGGGAAUUUCGUAAAAGGGCACAAGUUACAUCUGAUGCUGAAUCAUUCAGCCAAGUAGCCAGUUCGUUAGGUGUAACAGGAAACAGAAAGAAAAUUGUGAAAAGUAAGCAAAACAUCUUCAAGCGCAUAAAAAACACUUUCGGCUUUUAAAUAGAGGAAUCCAAGUGAAGUCCAUUUAUGUUGCUCUGAUAUUAAACAACAAAAAAGACUUAAAAAUAUGUUCUCUUGCAUGAAAUUAUUUUGUGUUUCGAUGUUAUGCAAUCUAACUAAAGUGCGUGACCUUACCUGCUGGUGACAAGAUCUGACACCGACCUAUUAAAGUCUAUAAUAGAAAUGAUCAGGAAUUACAGAAUUGCUAAAACAAUUACCUAAUAUGAAAAAAACUGCCAAUAAUAAACCAAAAUUCGUUUAGUUGCAAGUAAGUUAUAUAGGUUAAAUGUAUUUCCUUUGACGCAAAUAUUUUCGCAUUAAAAUAAUGCUUUCAUUGGUCAAAUUUGAAAAAAAAAAUCUUUGCUAAAGAACAACGAUUGAAUGGAUUAUCUCAAAGUAUAUUUGUUUCAUUGUAAACACAGCCAGAGAUUUAUGUUGAAGGUAUAUGUCUGGUAUUUUGGUAAAAUAUUUAAUAUCGUAACAUUAUUACGUUUUUGACUUAAUAUGAAAAAUAUUGUACGUGUAUACAAUUUUGAAACUAAUUGUAUAAUACUAGCUACGAAGUUUGAAUAUCACUGUCUCUCAUGUUUAAUUAUAUGCUGUUACAUAUGCUUUCCGCUUGUGUAUAUUCAGUUAAUUACUAGAAAGCCAUUGAAUAUGAUCUGAUAUUCACUUGUAGAAAGCCAAUAUUUUAUUUCUGCAAAUGCUAACCAAAUCUUUUUAUGGCUCCUUAGACUACAGAUGUUUUAUAGUAUGAGAAAGAAAGUUAUGUUUCCAAAUGUAUAUGAACAAUCCAGAACAAAAAUGAUAAACAAUAAUUAUUUACGACAUAAAAAAUAUUAUAUGCACGCAAAUAACUGUCUUCUUUGAAUGACGCUAUUUCCUGAUACUAGUAAGCCGGAAAUGACGUCACUAGAUUUGCGUCGAUUUGUGCGUCUUUGUAAUUGUCAAAACUGGUAUUCGAUAGGCGCCAAAUUAAAACUCAUAAAAUAUGAUACAGGUUGCGCUUCUGAUCGUGCUCUGGACCAGUGACGAACGGUUUAUUUACAAGUAAUAUAAAGCAGGCGUUUAUUAUAUGUUCGGUUUAUUUUCUUUCCUUUUUAUUGAGUGAAUAGCUGUCACUUGUCAUACCAAAAACCUAGGAUCUAGCAGGAGUCUUCAUAUAAUACUUUGAUUCAUCGGGAAAAUAUGUUAAGAAGCUGGCAUGUUUUCGGGAUGAGUUGUUUAAAAUUUCGUAUUGUACUUUGAAGAGUGUCAGAUUCUUUGUAUAUUUUAGAUUAAUAAAUCUAAAAAUAAUCUACUUUUUAAACCUGCGCUGAUAGUGAGCAGAAUAUCACAUAACAAUUCUAAUUCCCACGCUAAAUGCAUUGCAGAAAUGUAGUAAUCGGACUAUUACAAAAGAGAAUAUAUAUCCAAUCGCAUAUAAGAAGAAGGCAUAAUAAGAUAUUAUUCGGUAAAUUCAGAACACAUACACCAGUUUUUUUUACGAAAUUUGAUUUCUUUAAAAUUUUGCUAUCAUAUCCGGUUAAAAUGACUAUAUCAGUUGUUACAUGUUCCUCAUUUCCUGUUAAUCAAAAUAUUUGUCCACAUGAGCCACGGCCUUCUUAAUAUUUUGUUUUUAAACCUUGAAUAAUUUCUUUAACGUUUUUAACGAAGUCUUUAAAAUGCUCUUUUACAAACUCAAAAAGAAAUGUCACGUUUUCCUCUUAAAAUUUAGAUGAAAAAGUAACUACUUUAUUCAAAUAAAUAUUAGGAUUUAUAAAAACAAUUUUAGAAAUAAACGUACUGACAAUUCAGCUUUUUUUCAGUUAUAUUGUUUACAAACAUGUAGACCGUUUAAAUUAAAAACAAUCUAAUAUAACAUAUGUCUGAUGCAGAACAAAUACGUGAUGGUUAAAUCAAACCGGAAACAAGGUAUGACAUGUCAUAAAGAGUGAAAUGACAAAGGUGACGUCAUUCCCGUCUUGAAUAGUAAUGAGAAUUUUUUUCGUAAGUGAACGUUUACUUGUUGCUGUAUAUAGUCGAUGAGGCUAAUAUCUUUAUUCUGUAAGCAUUGUUAAAUAUUGGUACACUAUUGGUUGUGUCCACAUAAACUGGUUAUAAACCCUCAGUGAACUUGUGUUCCAGUGAGCUCUUGUUUCACUGACCGUUGCAACGAUGGUUUAUCCUUUAUCUUUUAUGGAUACAUGACUGUGUGGUCUGGUUUUAUUGCUUUUAACGUUUCAUGUCCCUCGUUCAGUGUCUAGUUUGACCCUAGCCAAAGUAUUAUUAUUCAUUAUUAAGUAUUCCUUAAGCUUUUAUUUUCUGUGUUUGAAACAUUUGUUACUAGUUUUCCUGUUGUUAUGUAAGGUUCCAUUUUCUAAAAUUUGACUGUUGUAUUUUUUAGUUUGAUGCCAGAUUUCCAAAUAUUAUUUAGCUAUAUUAUGUGUGCUGCUUACGAUUAUUAAAAUGUCCCCUAAUUUUAUCUUGUAAAUAUUGUUUGAUGUCUAUGUUAUAAGUGUGCUCUACUAUGUUGUAAUCAUUGCCUAAACUGGUGGUCCUGUUAUAUGGGUCGUAUAGUUACACACUUUUUGAACAGUAAGAUUGCUUUUAAAAAUGUAGGCCUUUUCGUGGAUAUCGUCCGUUCCUGCCAUUUACACUGCAUAAUUUUGUUUGGAAAGUUCAGCGUCUAAUUCAAACCUUUAAGAUCGCAUUCAGAGCUUUUCGAAAAGCGAUAUUCUUUGUUGCUAUUUCGUUGCAAACUAUAGCUAAGACGAUAUCCGUGAAAACGUCUACAGCCAUACUAGGCAUCUUACAACGAGGUGCAUUUAAUAAAUUGUCUCUGGUAUUUGUAUAUUUAAAAUGUUCACUUCGUCAACAAUCUAUUCACGUUAUUCCUUAACAUUAUUACUUAUGUACAGGAACACAUUUUUGCUAUCCACCUAAAGGAUGCCAAUCUGUUGUACCUUUGGUACACUGCUUGCAUACUAAUGAACCAAACCAAGGGCAUUCCUAGUAGCAAAACGUUUACAUAAAUAAAAUUAUUGCCGGUGAAUUAAUAAACAUCCACAAUCAACUUCUUUUUGCAUAAAUAUUCUAAGGAAGACCAUUUUUUGACAUGAAUGGUUGAAUGCCCUUUGUUUGACCUUGUUUGAACUUAACUAUGUUUGAAAUAAGUUGAUAAUCAGAGAUCAUAUUAUUCAAUAAAACAGUUGAAUAAACACUUGCUUAUCCUGUUAACGACAAACUGAAUACAGUUAUUUACCUAUAGAGUUUAAAGGACUCUGUUAACGGUUAUCAGUUGAAUAGUUAAUCAACUUUAAAUAUAAUAUAGAAUUAUGAAAAAACAACAACAAAGAAUAACAUUAUGUACAUUUACGUCAUGUGUGUGCCAUUUUGAAUAUGAUUUUAUUCACAUCACUGAAUGCGUUUUAUUUGGUUGUUUUGUUGAUUUAUA